CUCGCACGGCCGCGAGUAAACGACGCCGAGAGGAUGAGCGGAAACAGCGCAGCAGGUGGCGUGAGCAGCGCCGGAUUCUCACUCGCCCUGUUAAUCUUUGUCUUGAGUUUUUCGCUGGGACUCGUUCGCGCCGAGAUCGACCUGGAGGACUUGGCCGCGAAGAUGCCCCUCUGCCCCGCCCACCUGCCCGACGACGUUCCUGACGAAGCCCUAGAACUACUCUCCAGCCUCUCCCUGGACCUCCUGAACCCUACUACGGUGAACGGGACCGACAUCCUGGUGGAGGCCGAUGUCGUAAUGUCGCAGCAGCAGUGGGACGAGAUACACGAAGCCGCCACGAAGGGCGCUCCUCGAAAGGCCAUUCCGUGGGGUUGGGCGCGGUGGCCCGUGUCGCAGUCUACGGGCCUGCCCACCGCCAUCUACAGGAUAGAUUCGUCCGUGCGGUCCCCGGCCAUGAUUCGAUCGGGCAUGAACGACUGGGAGAGCCACACCUGCGUUCGAUUCGUCGAGGCUUCGAGCACCAAUGAACCGUACAUCAACGUCUUUGAAGGAAAUGGAUGCUAUAGUUACAUAGGAAAAACUGGCAAAAUUGGACAGGAACUCUCUAUAGGCCUAGGUUGCUAUACCGCAGAUAUCAUCAAGCACGAGCUGGGACACGCCCUCGGUCUCUUCCACGAGCAGACCCGCGGAGACAGGGACGAGUACGUGCAGAUUUUGACAGACAACGUGAGACCCGGAGUCGAGUACAAUUUCCAAAAGCAGACCACUGCCGACUAUGGCCAGGCAUAUGACUUCUCUUCUCUCAUGCAUUACACGUCCACCAGCUUUUCGAAGAAUGGUGGUUCGACUAUAGUGACAUUAGACCCAGCCAUGCAAAUAUAUGUUGGCCAGAGCGACGACCUCACCUUCAGAGACAUCGCUAUUGUUAACCAUAUGUACGGCUGUUCAGAUCUGUGGGCCGCCUCCUGCUCCUCCUCGCCGCCCACCUGCGAGAACGGGGGUUACCUGGGCUCCAACUGCGCCUGCAAGUGUCCCCCGGGCACUUCGGGCAGUACGUGUGCUGAUAUCACUGGUUCUUAUUAUCCGACGCCAGUAUGUGGUGGGAAUAUCACCGCCGCCACGACCAUCAAAACGCCAAACUACCCUUAUAAAUUUCCCAGAGGGACGAACUGCGUGUGGUGGAUCCGCGCCCCGGACGAGUGCCAGUAUCCCAUCGUCACAGUGAACGACUUCAGUCUCUUCAGGAGAGCCAGCAACGGGCAGUGUGUGUGGGAUCGCCUCGAAGUCAGGACGGAUUCUCUCUACUCCGGCAGCGCGUUAUUGCAGUACAUAGGUCUGAAGCUUAAGAUGUCAACCUUUGCCACAAAGAGAGGGGUUUUAUCUGGCCUGCCUAGUUUCAUCGUGAAAAAGAUUUCUCAGGAAGUAGAGCUGUUGUGCCAAAUGUAA
Messenger RNA from Penaeus indicus, 1446 nucleotides. RefSeq names its product blastula protease 10-like. The transcript is spliced from 12 exons. NCBI's taxonomy places the organism in Eukaryota, Metazoa, Arthropoda, Malacostraca, Decapoda, Penaeidae. Gene Ontology annotation, molecular function: metalloendopeptidase activity; zinc ion binding. The record is from RefSeq and is a predicted model, not a curated record. Gene Ontology annotation, biological process: proteolysis. The coding region runs from base 34 to 1446 and encodes 470 amino acids.